Messenger RNA from Aspergillus fumigatus Af293, 1482 nucleotides. NCBI's taxonomy places the organism in Eukaryota, Fungi, Ascomycota, Eurotiomycetes, Eurotiales, Aspergillaceae. The record is from RefSeq and is a predicted model, not a curated record.
AUGUGCGUUUAUAACCUGUCUGCCUAUGGAAAUAUUAAUAAGAAGGUCAUCUUCGCAACGCCUGGCUACCAUUCCCGGGACCCUAUUGUGCAGGCAAGCUUGGACGGUGAUGUUCCCGAGGGACCAUACUUUCUUGCAGUGGGGACAGGAGCUCUUUACCAGGCUUUUCGGCUAUACCCCGACCACCAGCUCGCGUUUACAGAGGCCGCACUCCGCCUCGGCAUAAAAGACAUCUUCGACCUUGCUGGCCUCCGCACAGGCGGUGGAAACCGCGCCUUCUACAAUCUGUACCCACCGCGCAACAUAACAGCGCCCGCAAUCCAGCGCCUCAUCGACGCGGGUGCCAUCGUCGUAGGAAAAAUGGGGACUGUACAGUUCGCCAACGGCGACAAUCCGACGGCAGACUGGGUGGAUUUUCAUUGUCCGUUUAACCCAAGGGGUGACGGAUAUCAAUCGCCCGGCGGCUCCUCAUCGGGGCCCGCGUCCGGGAUUGCGUCGUACGAGUGGCUUGAUAUCGCUGUUGGAAGUGAUACGGGCGGAUCAAUGCGCAAUCCCGCUGGAUUGCAAGGGAUCUACGGAAAUCGGCCGUCAACCGGAGCUGUUGCCAUGGAGGGGGUUUUGCCGCUAUGCGAUGUGCUGGAUACGGCCGGGGUGUUUGCCAGGGAUGCCAGAAUGCUGAGCACCGUGCUUCAUGCGUGGUAUCAGGACUCGGACAAGGCGUAUAAAGGAUAUCCGAGGCGUUUGUUUUACUCCAAUGCAUCGUUUCCUGAUAGUACGACGGAAGCUGGGGCUCUUCUUGAGGAGGUUGUUACAGGAAUUGAAGGGUUCUUAAGGUUGAGAAGGGAAGUCGUUGAUACACCUUCACGAUGGGCGGAGACGCAUCCGUCUGGGACACCGAGUAAUAUCACACAACUAUUGAACACGACAUACGCAAUCCUCACAUCAGUGCACCAGUAUAAGACCCUGGCCCUGUCUUUUUUCACGGACUACGCAGCCAAACACAACGGCAGUCAACUCUACAUAAAUCCUGGGCCGCGUGUCCGUUGGGCCUGGGGCCAAGAGAACGGCGGUGACACAGGCUACGAGAUGGCCCUCCGAAACAAAACAAUAUUCAAAGACUGGUUGGAAUCACAUGGCUAUGGUGUACCCAAUGAAGAUACCUGCUCGGAGGGUAUAUACAUCUAUCCCUAUUCCACGGGGAAGACGCAGUAUCGGGAUGUUUAUACCAGCGCCCCCACUGAGCCGCCAAUGGGUUUCAAAGACGGUCGCAUCGCAACCAUGGCUGGUGUGCCUGAUGUUGUUGUUCCUGUUGGCGAAGUGUCAUAUGCCUCUACUGUUUCGCUGCGAACCGAGUAUAUGCCGGUGACUAUGAGUCUGGUUGCGGCCAGGGGAUGCGAUCUUAUGCUUGCCAGCCUGGUUAGGGAUUUAGAGAAGGCAGGAAUCCUGAAGGCCGUGGGGACAGGGUCGAGGGUGUAUGAAUGA